Messenger RNA from Chinchilla lanigera (long-tailed chinchilla), 630 nucleotides. RefSeq names its product TIP41-like protein. Gene Ontology annotation, biological process: TOR signaling. The record is from RefSeq and is a predicted model, not a curated record. The coding region runs from base 46 to 630 and encodes 194 amino acids. Lineage: Eukaryota; Metazoa; Chordata; Mammalia; Rodentia; Chinchillidae. Gene Ontology annotation, cellular component: cytosol. The transcript has a single exon.
UCAAAAAAAACAAAAUCAAAGAGAAAGAAUUGGCAUGCAGCUUGCAUGCCCGUCCUGCACACCUCAGCCGUGAUGAUCCACGGUUUCCAGAGCAGACACCACACCUUCUCCUUUGGGUCCUGGAAGCUGACGGCGGCCAAGACCCACAUCAUGAAGUCAGUGGAUGUGGAGAAGUUAGCGGAUGAAUUACAUAUGCCAUCUCUCCUGGGAAUGAUGUUUGGAGACAACGUUUUAAGAAUCGAGCAUGGUUCUGGCUUUGGGAUUGAGUUCAAUGCUACAGAUGGUUUAAAAUGUGUAAACAACUACCAAGGAAUGCUUAAAGUAGCUUGUGUUGAAGAGUGGCAGGAAAGCAGAACGGAAGGUGAGCACUCUAAAGAGGUUGUUAAAUCAUAUGAUUGGACCUAUACAACAGAUUAUAAAGGAACAUUACUUGGGGACUGUCUUAAACUAAAGGUUGUACCUGUACCAGAUCAUACAGAUACAGAGAAAUUGAAAGUCAGAGAGCAUAUUAAAUUUUUUGAAGAAGUUCUCCUCUUUGAGGAUGAACUUCAUGAUCAUGGAGCUUCAAGCUUCAGUGUGAAAAUUGGAGUAAUGCCUUCUAGCUUUUUCUGCUGUUGUGGUUUUUCUUGA